UAGUUUCCAGUGCAGUUGAUAUAAUUGUGUUUCUAAUGAUGCUAUUAAAUUAAACAUAUUGUUGAUAUUUUAUUACGUACUCGCAAACGGUUGACUAACGUCAUUGUGUGGAAUGUAUUACAUCUGCAUACGAAACAGUAUGAACUGAUACAAAGCGAACUAUUCUUGUACGCUAGGAAUAAGAAAGAUGUAACGAUCAGUGGAGAAAAUUCAAUAAAUAGCUUUCGUGUAAAUGUGACGAUUUGGCCAAAAAUUCCAGAGAAGCUGUCUGUUAUGAAUGUCGUGAUUUUUCCAAGGUAUAUAUUCGACUCGACAGAGAUCAGCUGUUCACCUACGGUGAAGCGUAUUUCAGUCUAUUUUCAACCGUGCCCUGGGAGGCUGGAAGUUCUUCUUGACAUAACGCGCAAUAUUGCAUUUGAGGAAGCGGUAUGGCGCCAACGGACGUUCCACGCGUGUUUUUGGAUAAAGAAAACAGUAUCCCAAUGAUCGGACUGGGUACCUGGAGGUCUCCUCCUGGUCAGGUCAGGCAAGCCGUUCAGGAUGCGAUCGAUAUAGGUUAUCGGCACAUUGACUGCGCUCACAUUUACCGGAAUGAGCACGAAGUUGGAGAUGCAAUCACGGCAAAGAUUAAGGAAGGUGUGAUUAAAAGGGAGGAUUUGUUCGUCACCAGCAAACUAUGGAACACCUUCCAUCGGCCGGACCUGGUCGAAGGAGCUGUGCGUACGUCACUAACGAACCUUAAGCUGGACUAUUUGGAUCUCUAUCUGAUUCACUGGCCGGUAGCCUACAAGGAGGGUGAUGAGCUUGCUCCGCUCAGUCCUGACGGUAAAACCUGUAUCUUUUCCGAUGUAGAUUACGUGGAUACGUGGAAGGCGAUGGAAAAGCUGGUUGAUGCUCGGCUUGUCAAAAACAUUGGUCUAUCGAAUUUUAACUCGAAACAGAUUCGGCGGGUGCUUGACGCAGCUCGUAUCAAACCGGUCACCAACCAGAUCGAGAACCAUCCUUAUUUGCAUCAGUCUAAACUGACGAAAUUUUGUGCUGAAAAUAAGAUUCUUGUCACCGCGUAUAGUCCUCUGGGCUCUCCGGCAAGACCGUGGGUGAAGGAAGGUGACAUUGUUCUGUUGGAGGAUAAAAAAUUGAAGGCGAUCGCCAGAAAGCAUGGAAAAGAACCGGCGCAGGUGCUGAUCCGCUAUCAGCUUGAACGCGGCCAUGUGGUAGUUCCAAAGUCAGUGACUAAAGCACGGAUCGCUUCCAACUUUGACGUGUUCCGUUUCCGGUUGGACAAAGCCGAUAUGGAGCAGUUGGCCUCUCUAGAACGGAAUGAACGUAUCAAUCCAGAGUUUAGAGCUCGCGGUCAUCCACAUCAUCCGUUCGAAAACAAUGACGAAUAGCAUUAUAUGGUCAAGGGCAAUUUACCAUUUUGCGCAGGUAGUUUUCGCUUGCUUAGUUGAUACAGCUGGGAAAAAUAAUCUUACUUUCAAUUUUUCAAAUCCAAGUCCAGUUAUGAAUUAAAUUUCCAGUGUAGUUUCAACCCUAAUUUAAACUUUAUUUCAAGUCCAAAUUCGUGGGGGUUAAUCCCGGCGUCACGCCGAGAACCCGGGUUCAAAUCCCAACCCCGCAGAAGUCACAAAUGACCUAAGCUGUUAAAGUGACUAUAAUCAAACAAAAAAAAAGGUUCAAAUUCAAUUUUCUUACUUCACCCCCAAUUUCAAUACUGAUAUUCAAGUCCAAUUUUAAGUCUAGUUUUAAGU
This is a messenger RNA of Sabethes cyaneus, 1751 nucleotides long. Its product is annotated as aldo-keto reductase family 1 member B1-like. Gene Ontology annotation, cellular component: cytosol. NCBI's taxonomy places the organism in Eukaryota, Metazoa, Arthropoda, Insecta, Diptera, Culicidae. The transcript is spliced from 4 exons. The record is from RefSeq and is a predicted model, not a curated record. Gene Ontology annotation, molecular function: aldose reductase (NADPH) activity. Bases 429 to 1391 code for a protein of 320 amino acids.